Trypanosoma brucei brucei TREU927 is the source of this 798-nucleotide messenger RNA. RefSeq lists its product as hypothetical. Gene Ontology annotation, biological process: regulation of cilium movement. The record is from RefSeq and is a predicted model, not a curated record. The transcript has a single exon. Bases 1 to 798 code for a protein of 265 amino acids. Lineage: Eukaryota; Euglenozoa; Kinetoplastea; Trypanosomatida; Trypanosomatidae.
AUGGUUCUUAUUGAGUGCAAGCGUUUACCAAAGGAUGAGUAUAGUAAGGACUAUGACGUAUUUCUAGUGUCCAUGCCUGGAAGUACAAACAUUGGUGAAGCGACGGAUGCACUUCAAAAAAUGCGCAACACUCGGGUGCGUAUAAAAUGGAUGUGUGCGGCAGCGAAGCAGCUUGCAAAAGAUUUCUGCUCGGAUGAGCAAAAGCACCACCUGUUGGGGGCUGUAGAGGAUGCAGAGCGCUACAUGGCCAUUGAGCGAGCAGAAAAUCGUCAGUUGUGCUCUCAGGAAGACCUAGACGCCCAUAUUGCAGCCUUCAAGGGAAGUGCGAUGAUUUUGUUCCCGGCGGAAUGCAGUGGCACCGACGCCGUGAAACGGCUGGCCCUCGUUCUUGAUGAUGAAAACACAACUGAUUUGGAGCGCUCGAAGGCGCACCGCCUUUUGAGUAUCAUCGACGAUGGUGCCGCUACUGAGGAUAUUCUCCAAGGACCAGCGGUAAUGUGGUGGAGUGGUAAGCCACUUGAUAGAAAUGCAGAUUUUACCAAGUAUGUCGGAAAGAAUGAAAAAACAAAAAUAACGAUGAAGCUGGCGGCCAAGGAUGCACCUCCGCCACCACGCGAACCGGCUGUGGACGCCAAAACACAGUCAGAGAUGAUGGCUUUCUACUUUAAAAAGCAGGAAGAAAUGAAGAAACUCAUUGAAGACGAGGACCUCACCUAUGGUAACAGUGCUUGGGCGGAUCCCCGUGGGCUGAGGUCACAGUUGCACGGUUUCGAUGGAGUUAAGUACAAACCUGGGUAA